Messenger RNA from Macaca mulatta (Rhesus monkey), 1803 nucleotides. RefSeq names its product sphingosine-1-phosphate phosphatase 2 (gene SGPP2). Gene Ontology annotation, molecular function: sphingosine-1-phosphate phosphatase activity. Lineage: Eukaryota; Metazoa; Chordata; Mammalia; Primates; Cercopithecidae. Gene Ontology annotation, biological process: sphingosine metabolic process. The record is from RefSeq and is a predicted model, not a curated record. Gene Ontology annotation, cellular component: endoplasmic reticulum membrane.
GACCGGCGGGGGCGAGGCGGGAGUGGCGGUGCCAGCGGAGGGCACCGGCCGGAGUGGCGGCGGCGGCGGAGCGCGGCCUCGGGCUCACCAUGGCCGAGCUGCUGCGGAGCCUGCAGGAUUCCCAGCUCGUCGCCCGCUUCCAGCGCCGCUGCGGGCUCUUCCCUGCUCCGGAUGAAGGCCCCCGGGAGAACGGCGCCGACCCCACGGAGCGCGCGGCGCGGGUCCUCGGGGUCGAGCAUCUCCCCGCUGUCAACUGCAAGGGCGGCGGGGCCCCGGCCAACGGGCUGCGCAGAGCCGCGGCGCCGGAGGCUUAUGUACAGAAGUACGUCGUGAAGAAUUAUUUCUACUAUUACCUAUUCCAAAUUUCAGCUGCUUUGGGCCAAGAAGUGUUCUACAUCACAUUUCUUCCAUUCACUCACUGGAAUAUUGACCCUUAUUUAUCCAGAAGGUUGAUCAUCAUAUGGGUUUUGGUGAUGUACAUUGGCCAAGUGGCCAAGGAUAUCUUGAAGUGGCCCCGUCCCUCCUCCCCUCCAGUUGUGAAACUGGAAAAGAGACUGAUUGCUGAAUAUGGAAUGCCGUCCACCCACGCCAUGGCGGCCACCGCCAUCGCCUUCACCCUCCUUAUCUCUACUAUGGACAGAUACCAGUAUCCAUUUGUGUUGGGACUGGUGAUGGCCGUGGUGUUUUCCACCUUGGUGUGUCUCAGCAGGCUCUACACUGGGAUGCAUACGGUCCUGGAUGUGCUGGGUGGCGUCCUGAUCACCGCACUCCUCAUCGUCCUCACCUACCCUGCCUGGACCUUCAUUGACCGCCUGGACUCAGCCAGCCCCCUCUUCCCCGUGUGUGUCAUAGUUGUGCCGUUCUUCCUGUGUUACAAUUACCCUGUUUCUGAUUACUACAGCCCAACCCGGGCGGACACCACCACCAUUCUGGCUGCUGGGGCUGGAGUGACCAUAGGAUUCUGGAUCAACCACUCCUUCCAGCUUGUAUCCCAGCCGGCUGAACCUCUCCCUGUCAUUCAGAACAUCCCACCGCUCACCACCGACAUGUUCAUUUUGGGUCUGACCAAAUUUGCAGUGGGAAUUGUGUUGAUCCUCUUGGUUCGUCAGCUCGUACAAAACCUCUCGCUGCAAGUGCUAUACUCAUGGUUCAAGGUGGUCACCAGGAACAAGGAGGCCAGACGGAGACUGGAGAUUGAAGUGCCUUACAAGUUUGUUACCUACACAUCUGUUGGCAUCUGCGCUACAACCUUUGUGCCAAUGCUGCACAGGUUUCUGGGAUUACCCUGAGUCUCAAACAGUUGGAAACUAGCCCACUGGACAUGAGAGCCAAGACAUAGGAAAGUUAUUGGUAGGCAAAUCUUGACCACUUAUUUUUCUUUAACAACAACAACAAAAAAGUCAUACGGCUGUCUUGCUACUACUAGAUAAAUGAUGCUGCUGUGUGAAAGGAAAAACUAUCUCAUAGCGGUCAUUAGUCUGUAAUGGUUACGCUACAGCUGAACCCAGGCUAAAAUCCAUAAUCUAGAUCUUUAAAGGCACACCCCCACCCCGGCCCCUGCUCCUCUUUCUGUUGCAUGGACUUUGGACCUAGUCAUGGGCUGGCAGGAAUUGUAGCCUGGCUUAGGAAUAGCUAGGAGCCCCACUGGGUUCAGGAGAGCCAACAGGGAUGGGGUGAUCUGGGAGGCUGGAGAUACAGCCUUUCUUUUCCAUUACAACCUUGCCUAGCACGGUGUCUUAUUUCCAAAAUAGGAACCUUGGUCCAGGAGAAGGGGUGGCACCGUAUAAAAGUGCAUUUCUUGGA